Humulus lupulus (European hop) is the source of this 1992-nucleotide messenger RNA. Its product is annotated as protoporphyrinogen oxidase 1, chloroplastic. Gene Ontology annotation, biological process: porphyrin-containing compound biosynthetic process. The record is from RefSeq and is a predicted model, not a curated record. Gene Ontology annotation, molecular function: protoporphyrinogen oxidase activity, oxygen as acceptor. NCBI's taxonomy places the organism in Eukaryota, Viridiplantae, Streptophyta, Magnoliopsida, Rosales, Cannabaceae. Bases 121 to 1749 code for a protein of 542 amino acids. The transcript is spliced from 9 exons.
AAGAAAAUAAUCACGGAAUCCAUGAUUUCCAAUAGGAAAUAGAGAAUUAGAAAGGAAAGGAUAAGAAGUAAUGUUGUUUAGUUUGGGUUGAGCCGAGGAAGACGAUUGCAGUUACAAACAAUGGCAAUGUCAAUGGCCAAUUCCACCUCCAUUUCAGUCACCCUCACCCACCUUCCCAACUGCAAUUUCCGCCACUCUUUCCUUCCCAAUUCCAAUUCUAAACCCAAACCCACUCGCAUUCGAUGUGAAUCCACCAUUUCCCCCGCCAGGCUAUCCACGCAACCCAACCUAGACGGGGCCCUCGCCGACACCGUAGUCGUUGGCGGAGGAAUCAGCGGCCUCUGCAUCGCCCAGGCUCUCGCCACCAAGCACCCCAACGCCGCUCCUAACCUCAUUCUCACGGAGGCCACCGAUCGCGUUGGAGGUAACAUCACCACCAUCCAGAGGGACGGGUAUCUAUGGGAGGAGGGCCCCAAUAGUUUUCAGCCCUCGGAUCCUAUGCUGACCAUGGCGGUGGAUAGUGGGUUGAAGGAGGAGCUGGUUCUGGGGGAUCCUACCGCACCUCGAUUCGUAUUGUGGAAUGGGAAGCUGAGGCCGGUCCCCUCCAGCCCAAAGGAUUUGCCUUUCUUUGACUUGAUGAGCAUUCCGGGAAAGCUCAGGGCUGGCUUUGGAGCCCUUGGCAUUCGUCCUCCUCCUCCAGUACAUGAGGAAUCUGUUGAAGAGUUUGUACGCCGUAAUCUGGGCGAUGAAGUUUUCGAACGCUUGAUAGAGCCCUUUUGUUCAGGUGUUUAUGCUGGUGAUCCUUCCAAAUUAAGCAUGAAAGCAGCAUUUGGCAAAGUUUGGAAGCUAGAGCAAAAUGGAGGUAGUAUCAUAGGUGGAACUUUCAAAGCAAUCCAAGAGAGAAAUAAAGCUCCUAAGCCACCCCGAGACCCGCGUCUACCAAAACCCAAGGGCCAAACAGUUGGAUCUUUCAGGAAGGGACUUGCAAUGUUGCCAAAUGCAAUAGCUUCAAGGUUGGGUAGCAAAGUGAAAUUAUCUUGGAAGCUUUCUAGUGUCAGUAAGUUGGAUAACGGAGGCUACUCUUUGACGUAUGAAACACCAGAAGGAUUGGUUACAUUGCAGGCUAAAAGUGUUAUCUUUACUGUUCCUUCCCAUGUCGCAAGCAGUUUGUUGCGCCCUCUAUCUGAUGUUGCUGCAGAUUCAUUGGCAAAGUUUUAUUAUCCUCCAGUUGCAGCUGUAUCGAUUUCAUAUCCAAAGGAUGCUAUUCGGCCUGAAUGCUUGAUAGAUGGUGAACUCAAGGGUUUUGGUCAAUUGCAUCCUCGCAGCCAAGGGGUUGAAACUUUAGGAACUAUAUACAGUUCGUCUCUCUUUCCUAAUAGGGCACCAAGUGGAAGGAUUCUGCUUCUAAACUACAUAGGAGGUGCCACGAAUACGGGAAUUUUGUCCAAGACGGAGGGUGAACUUGUGAAAUCGGUCGAUAGGGAUUUGAGGAAGAUCCUGAUAAGUCCAAAUGCCCCGGAUCCACUUACUCUCGGCGUGAGAGUAUGGCCACAAGCCAUUCCACAAUUCUUAGUUGGUCAUUUGGAUAUUCUUGAUUCUGCCAAAGGUGCUCUAAGGGAUAAUGGGUUGCAGGGCCUGUUUCUGGCAGGCAACUACGUAUCCGGGGUAGCCUUGGGCCGAUGUGUGGAAGGCGCAUACGAUGUUGCUGCCGAGGUUGCAAGUUUCCUCUUGCAGUACUCAUAUAAGUAGUUUUAGUUCCCAUAUGUGUUCAUUGUCAGUAUUUUUUUUUGGGCAUUCAACUAUCAUUCUUAUUUGUGAUUAGUGGGGUUCUGAUGUUAAUGCCAAUUAUGGCCGUAAUCCCAAUUUUGAGAAUACUAAUUAAUAUCAUGAUUUAGCAUGACAACAAAGAUACGAGGCAGUAGACUAGAUUCAGUAGCUGUCUAUUGUAUGAUAAUGAAUGAAUGAAUGGAAUAAAGAAUGUGAAUUCAGUCA